AUGUCCAAGAGGCUGAUCCAAAACCUCGCCAAGACCAUCUCCAAACAAGUGGACCGCUUCAAUCCGACGGAGGUCGAGUGUCUUAUUCGCGAGUUUUACUCCAUACUCGGACAGACGACGAGCUCCGGGAAGAGCAGCUUGGACGAGCGGAAGUUCCGAAGCAUCCUCAGCAACGACUUCGGCCUCACCAACAACACCAUCAUGGAAAGAGUUUUCAGGACGUUCGACAAGGACAACGACAGCUUCGUCAGCUCCAAGGAGUGGGUGGAGGGCCUGUGCGUGUUCCUUCGUGGCACCUUGGAUGAAAAAAUCAAAUUCUGCUUCCACGUGUACGACCUGACCGGCGACGACUACAUCUCCAGGGAGGAGAUGCUCCUCAUGGUGAGGAACUGCCUGCGACUGCACGGCGAGGAGGACCCUUACGACGGCAUCAAGGACCUGGUGGAGAUCACGCUCAAGAGGAUGGACCACGACAACGACGACAAACUGUCUUUUGACGACUACGAAAAGUCGGUGAAAGAGCUGGACAUAGUGCUGGAGGCUUUCGGGACGUGCCUCCCCAACGCCACGAAGAUUGAGAUGUUCGAGCAGCGUGUAUUCAAUGAUAAAUCGGAGCACAGAUGA
Molecule: messenger RNA, 624 nt
Organism: Phycodurus eques (leafy seadragon)
Lineage: Eukaryota; Metazoa; Chordata; Actinopteri; Syngnathiformes; Syngnathidae
Product: calaxin-like
Exons: 6
Coding region: 1-624 (207 amino acids)
Molecular function (GO): calcium ion binding
Source: RefSeq, a predicted model, not a curated record